Messenger RNA from Ictalurus punctatus (channel catfish), 6130 nucleotides. RefSeq names its product minamoto (gene meioc). Gene Ontology annotation, cellular component: cytoplasm; nucleus. The coding region runs from base 244 to 2877 and encodes 877 amino acids. The record is from RefSeq and is a predicted model, not a curated record. Lineage: Eukaryota; Metazoa; Chordata; Actinopteri; Siluriformes; Ictaluridae. The transcript has 9 exons. Gene Ontology annotation, biological process: meiotic cell cycle; male meiosis I; female meiosis I.
AGUUAAAUGGUACAGGACAAACGCUCACGAGCAUCGAUAAUCGCGAGCAAACUUUUCUCCUUUUUUUUGUCAUAACGCGCGAGCUCGAGACAUCGGACCCACAUCGGAGUCUCAUCUGCGUUCGUUGGUUCUGAACAUUAAAAUUGACCUUCACAUAAAUAACUUUAGUUCACAAUCGUGUAAGGAAAUUGUUAUAAGAGCUCAUUUCAUCCCGACGGGUAACUUAAUUUGCUGUUGUUAGCCAUGGAGGGUGUGGCACAGCCUUUCAGAGGCAAGAAGAAGUUGGUAAAUAAUGCCACGAAAAGUAAACUCGGUGUAGAUGCAAACGGAGCAAAGAUGCCAUUUGAUCUGUUUCAUAGUGGAGGAUCGGAUGCAAGCUACUCAACGUAUAAGUUUCAGAAUGAUUAUAAUGAAGAAAGUGGAAGACUGUCUGAGACUUUUACCCCAGAGUUCUCCUUCUAUGAGCAAUCGCGUCUACCCUACCAUUCCUGGGCAAUGCAGGACGAACCGUAUCAACUGAUGGAUUGUGCUCAAAGCACCCCCAAAAACAGGAAUCUUAAAGACGGCAUUGACUGUGGGAGCGAGGCCGAUCUCUAUGGAUUAGUGUCCACCAUCUUGGAAGAGGUUGAUCCAAUGGACUCGUACUUCUCUCAAGAUAGAAUAUCAACUGGUCUUACAACUGGGUGGUCUCCGAUGUCCCAGAAGGAGGAUGGCUUGCAGUGUUUUAAUUCUGAGGCGAAGGUGCAGUCUAGUUCUGGAAUUCAGUACAAUCCCGAGCCCGGCAUCAAACUCCACACUCGUCUAGUGGAAAGAGAGACUGAUCAAAGUGCUGACAUGUUACCGUGUUUCAGUGGCAUUGAGGCUGCUGACUCAUCCUGGCACUUUUCCACUUGCAAUGGAGAAUCUAAAUCCGAAUCCUACACCCCAGCUUUCCUAAAUUUACCCAGACCACCUCCUGGUCUUGAUAUCACACAUGCCGUGAGGUCCCACUUCUUCAAGACCAAACCAGGUAAAUCAGAGCACAGCGUGUCUAUCAAAGAUAGCAGCUUUUGCAGCACCGAUGAUGAAAUCUCUGACAGCCUGGAUGCCCAUUGCUGCCUUCCAACCGAAAUGAAUGACUCCUACUUCAGCCCAUAUCAAAAUUUCGCUGGCUUUGAUGGACCCAAAAUUGAAAAGAACAGAAUGUUCUCUAUGCAGGAUGCCAGCAAGCUGGCCAACAACCUGGAGGCUCUUUUUAUGGUGGAACCGGAGUGCAGGUAUAAUAGAGAAUCACCCGAGUGCAAUGCCAUGAAAGUUCAGGAUGGAAACAUUGUUGAUUUGAAGGGUCUACCUCUCCAAAGGAUGUCAGCAUUUGAAGCUCAUAUUGCAAGUCUUAAGAGAGAAAUCACAAGGGAGCAAAGAGAUAGUUGGGUUGGGAAUAUAACGACUAAGGAGUUUGCUGAUUUUGGUCAGCAGUCAGCAGACUAUUUUGAACCUCCGAAAUCCUUCUCUCCCUCUUUCAACUUUUCAACUCACCAAAGCAAAGAAGCCAACCAGAGAGAAGUAAGAAAUCUCCAAACCAGCUUCCGUCAAUACCAGCAUGGGCAAUCAAACCAGUACCAAUGUAACACCAAAUCUCCACCCAAAACAAGUGCCGAUCCACAAGGGACAUCUAAAUUCAUGUCUCAGUCUGUGGCCGAGUUUGUUCCUGUCCGGUCUCCGCAACAGAUGCAGAGGAGCGUACCUAGAAUACUCAGUGAUUUUGGGCAGCGUGAUGGGAGAAUGGGUCGCACGGGCCGGGGUUUGGGUCUGGAGGGCCUGGGGAAGUUAGGUGGCAUUGUAGACAGAGGAGAAUUUGACCUACAGUCAGAUAUGGGCAGAUCGGCCACAGGCUUUAUAGCUGAUUCGCACCCCUCUCCAUGUUUUGGAGUGAAGUCCCCAGCUGGCUUCCCGAAAGAGGCAGACAAGAAAAAAGCUCUGCUGCAGAACCCAUAUCGGAUUCUAGGCAGUAUGUAUGCAGGUCAGGCCAGACAAAAUGGAGCCAAACCUGCACCAUCCCAGAUGUUUCCUUUCUUGUACCAGAUGGGAGUUUCUGGACAGAACCCAUGCCACGUGUUCCCUUCCCGAUCCCCUCUGACCUACGGUGGCUCUGCGCCUGUAGUGGAUCUGAAUGAAUUACGGCCAGAUGCUGAAAUCCCCGCCCUAAACCCUUACCUGCAGGAGAUGAUGGGGCCAAGCCGAGCUGGACGAGAUGGACCCUUUCCUGGGUUAAUCUCCAACCUGAGGCCAUCCAACCAAAGCAACAGUCACGGUGGCCCUAUGAACCAGCUACACUAUUAUCUGGAAGAGUGCUAUGAACAGUGGAGAGUUUUGGAGAAAGAGAGAAAGAAGGCAGAAGCUAUCUUGCUAAAGAGCUUCCCAGGCAAGUGUAUAUCUGUGACGAACGGUAACUCUGUGCCCAAGCUGCCUCUCAACCCCACCAGAGUGGACAAGCUUAUAGUGGACCAGUUUCGAGAACAAGCCAAGGUGGUGAGCUUGUUGGGGACGAUAGAGCGCUUGCGGAGUUUUCCUCUCCAUGCUAAUAUCGGUUCGACUCUGGACAGGCACCUAGAAGCCAUAUACGUCACGCAGGCUCGCCGCAAAGACGAGUUCCUCAACAGCAGUAGACAGAGACAUGGCGUGGCCAAACUCAGAGACGACAGAGAUAUCCUGCUUUUGGCCUCUGCACUGAAGGACCUGAGCAGGAGCACCAGGACGUCUUGCACUGCUCUGUGGUGCGCUCUGCAGAUGACUCUGCCCAAAAAAGGCACCAGCGCCAAGGACGGAGAAGAGGGGAACAUGUCUUCAGUUUUAGCGCAUGACAGUUCUGACCAGGUUGCUCCUGAAAUAGCCCUGUGACUGUUUGCGAGGCAGUCAUUUCUCUCUGUGUGUGUGUGUGUGUGUGUACUAUCCUGAAGAGAAUGCUCAGUGAGGCGCUCGGUGGAGUGAGUGAAUGUUGUUGUGUAAGUUAUUAGACUGCAGUGAGUACAGUAGGCUCAGUUCGGAGCAAUAGAUGGAAUCCUCAGUUCUGUAACAUUUAUCAGUCUUAUUAAUAAUAAUCUCAAAUGAUAUAUAUAUAUAUAUAUAUAUAUAUAUAGAUAUAGAUAUAGAUAUAUAGAUAUAGAUAUAUAUAUAGAUAUAUACGGUCCUAUGAAUACGGUCAACUUUUCCAAAGGAUAGUAUUGCAGAGAGAUCAUCGCCGAGCCAUUUAGGCGGUGGAUUUCGAAAACGCCGCAUAUCUCUUGUGGACAGUAACGCUUAAAAGGACAGAGAGAAAGAGAACGGGAAAAGAUGGAUCAGAAGAGCUGGAGUGAGAAGCGGAAGAGUUAGUGUGGGACAAAACCCAAAAAAACAGAAAAGAACAGGGACAUUUUGGGUUGGGGGUUUGGGGGGGCGGGCGUUGUAAGCGAUCAUUGGAAAAGAAUGUAAAGGUCAGUGAGUUUGAAAAAUAACGAGAUCGUCACCCUCUUGACCUGAGAUUUUAGUAGCGGUUACUCCCAUUGGAAACGCAAACGAAACGUAAACCCAAGAUUGGUUUCACUUUGACGCUUUGAUUAGCGUGCUUUAAAGAAAUCCUGGGAGUAACCCGUACAUUCCGGCUAUAUUUAUAACUUCACCGUCCUUGUAUUUUACCUAUUUAUUGCAACAUGGUUACUUUGUAGCGUAAGGUUUUAAACAAUCAUAAUUGUAACGUAUUCUCUCGUUGAGAUUCUUUCUGUUAAUUGUUUUAAAAGUUUAUUUAUUUUCAAUAAGCAGUGUUCUAACGAGAUAAGUACAGAACAUCUCAAGCAUCUUUCAGUAUUAUCAAUCUUGUUGAAUCAGAUUUCUGUUUAUUUGAAGUUAAGAAAGAGACCGAAUCCCUCCGAAGACCUGGGUGGGAAGAACGAUGACCUCUGUGUGAACGGAUAAUGAUGUGCCAGGGACCGUCAUUGUUCUAAUGACAAUUUUAAUGUUUUUUUUUUUUUUGUUUCCGAUUAAUGUUUCAUUGGACCUCUUUUUUUGCGUUAUUAACGAAUACACUGUAGAACAAUAAAAGAACAGAAACCCAAGCUGACGCUUAAAAAUGGCUGUUUUAUAGUUAUUUGCACAGGUAUUAAAAUGUAGUCCGUUUGUAAUACAGCGUACAGUGGGGUAAAGCGGAGAGGUUCACAAGAGGUUAACUCUUAAAUGAAACAAUAAUAAUAAUGAUAAUAAUGAAAUCAUGAACGUAGGAACAAGUCGGCGAUCAAACGAACAUCAGGCUACACAGAGUCUUAGAAAGUUCGGGAGGACAAAAACGAUUAAAACAAAUUCACAGCGAAGAGACUUUUAAUGAGAGAUGUCCAAAGCCAUCAGGUCAAAAUGGUUGUUAUUAAUUCAUAUUUAAAGUUUUCAAUACUAAAAAUAUGAAAGAUACUGAGAUGCCAAUUAAUUCAAUAAUUAGGAAAUUUGUUCACCUAAUCUUUACGUUUCCCCAUACUGAUAAAAAAAAAAAAAAAAAAAAGACUAAAAAUGUAUUUUCAGCAGAAAUAUAAGGGUGGGUUCAAGGGAAUGUCAAUAAAGAUUUGUGUGUUAAACACGUGAGGAAAGAAAAGUGUAAAAUAUUCGUAAAGUGCGUGCCAAUACCACAGAGCAGCUGAAUUCUCGAAUCUGAUUGGUCAGAAACCGUGUUAUCUUUAUGUAACCGCAAGGCUCAGACAGUAGUUCCGGCAUCAACAUGAACAGCAGGUUUAUAUUAACGUGCUUGUUCUAAUACGUUAUCGUUUCUAUAGUAACAACUCUCUUCCAGGAAAGAGGAGUAUACUUUACGGUUUCUUGGUGAAAUGACAACCUGGGUUUUUUUCUUUUUUUCCUUGAGAGAGAAAAGGAGAUGCCGGUGAGCGAAAUAACUUGUCUCAGAGAUGUUUGAGAACAUCAAAUCUAAUCAUAAACCAUUAAAACAUGCGACACGGUGUCCGUUAAUCAACGGGACGUUGUAAUCGUUGGUAAAUCGCUGUGGUAUGAAUGGAAUAAUAAACACACUACAGACCUGGCUGUGACAGGAGGAAAAAAAUGAAUGCAUUUGGCAUGGUAUUACACCACUGUCUGUGAUUGUGUUAUUGCUAACAACUCGUCCUUUCAGAGAUUAGACACAAGACAAGUGACUAAAUCUUUACCUGACUGUACACGGAAACUUUUGUUAAAAUUCAGAUUAUAUCACGUUUAUUGAAGUUCAACAGUUGCCCUUAGGCUUUCAUUAGCAGGAUGUUUAGAGCACUAGAGUUUUCCUUUAUUUGUCUGUAAUUACAACGAAAUCUAAGUCAUGAAUAUAAAAGCUGUUCUCGGUAGAAGGCUGUAAUGUUUGGACUGUCAUGUGGUAAUAAUAAUAAUAAUAAUAAUAAUAAUAAUAAUAAUGAAAAAACAUCUUUGAUGCACUGCUUGUGUGUGUCUCUACCAGAUCCAACAGAGAUUACACAUUAUAACAAAAAUACACAUGAGCAACAAACCCCAUCAAGUCCCUUUGUAUUCUUUUAUAUAAUGUUUUUUUUUUUUUGGUAAACUCUGUCCUGCUACAUGAAAAGAAGGCCUGCAAAUUGUUGCGUGAUUUCACAAAGGCUUGUUAACUGAAACCAAAGACCUCCACUGUGUGCUAGUUUUUAACGUUAGUUUUCCCUCAACGAGCAGCUUUAAUAUAAUCACGUGUGUAUGAGCUUUAGGACAGAAUUAUGUAAGAAGUAUAGAGUAAAAAAAACAAAACAAGACUAAUUGUUUUUCCACAAGGCCAAACAAACCCAAUAUGUAAAUAAAACCAAAACAACGAAUUCUCUAUGCUCACUUCAUGUAUUUCAAAAGUCUCUUAAAGGAAUUCUAAGCAUCUACUGCAUCUGUAGCGCAUGUCUGGUUCUAACAGACAACGUCACCAUUAGAGAACUUGAAACUCUUAUAACUAAGAGCUACGUCUCUUUAGAGAUCAAACUUUUUUUUUUUUAUAAACAGUUGUUUCAUCCCAGAUUAUCAUCGGCAUCAUCAUCCGUACAUGACAGAUGCAGCAGAUUCAUGAGAAAUCAGGAGGAUUAAUAAUUAAACGCUGUGGUAGAGCAGCGGUUCUCAAGCUUCUCUACGUUCAGAAGGACAUUUUGGCAUCCACCCCCCC